UUAUGGAAAACAGCCUACGCGGCUUCUUCAGCUUCGGCCCAGCUUUUACACAUUCACCAAUUGCUGAAAUAGGGCCUCAACUCAGAAGACAAAUACCAAAUUGCCAUAGUUGAAAUUUCCUGAGGAUUCUCAUCACAAUGGCUUCACAGUUCAGAGAAACCUUUAUGCCCAAGUCAUUGUCAAAUGACCUUGAAUUAGACAAUGCAGAGUUUAUUCCAACUCAUGCUUCUGCUGUGCAGUGGGGAGAAAACAUCUCUCAUUCAUCAAGUGUUCAGUUCAACAUUUCCCCAAAUAACAAUGGCUCCUUGGCAAAGCAGGAGCUGCAAACACUCUGGGAGAUGUUUACCUCCUGGCUACAGCCAGAAAAGCAGAGCAAGGAGCAGAUGAUUUCUCAACUGGUGUUGGAGCAGUUUCUCAUCACUGGACAUUGCAAGGACAAGUUUGCCUUGACAGAGAAGUGGAAAUCCUGUGGCAGAAACAUGGGGAGAUUCAUGCAGGGUCUGACUGAUGAGUGCUUGAAGCCUCCUGCUAUGGUCCAUGUUUGUAUGCAUGGGCAGGAAGCCCUCUUUUCUGAGAACAUGCCCUUAAAAGAAGUCAUCACACAUUUGGAGCAACAGAAAGCAGCAGCAACUCCAACAGAAGAGAAUGUAAGGUCACUCUUGGCUAUCCCCAAAGAUACGGCAACAGGAUAUGAAAAUACAGAAAACUGCCAAACUCCCUGGAAUGCUAGUGUUCGAAAUGGCAGUGUUAAUAGUAUAGGAACCAUGAGGGAUUCCCUCCUCACUCUCCAGAGAGUGCAGUAUCAAGAGCCUGAAGAGGGGGAUGUUUUAUAUGAAAUCCCACAGGUUGUCAGAAGAGCAAGUCAAGGUACUUCGAGGUUUCAGGAAAGGUCCCUGAGAGCACCUUCUUCUGAAGAUGUCCUUAUGGAGGCAAAACCAGUGUUUCUCUCACUGACAGAACAGUCUGAGGACAUUGGGGAUGGCCACAACACUACUGAUGUAAACGGUGGUAUUAGUCUCACAAAUGAGGAGGAUUCCAUUUUUAUUAUCCAGAGAGAGCAGUAUUCUGAGCCUGAUAUGGAAGGUGUUUCUUAUGGAGUGCCACAGGAUUUAAGAAUUGCAGUGUGCGGUACCUCCAGGUCCCUGCAAGAGUCCCUAUGGGCAGCUUCUUCUGAAGUAGUCCCUAUGAAGGUACCAGGGUUCCUUUCCAGGGCAGAGCAGCCUACUCCUAAGCCUGUCCCCCUUUUCCAGAAUUAUGAGGUAAAUUCCACCUUUGAGGGUUACCAGGAGAGACUCCAGAGAGACCCCAAACCAUAUAAAUGUGAGGAAUGUUCCAGAACCUUCAAAUAUCCCUGCAACCUCUCCAUCCACCAGAAAACACACAGAAAGGAGAGACCGUUUUUCUGUAAGGAAUGCCAGGUAGGUUUUUAUGAGGAGUCAGAACUUCAGGUUCAUGAGGCCAUACACAAGGCAGAGAAGCCUUUCACAUGCAGUUCAUGUGGAAAGGCCUUCAGAUACAAGACCAACCUGCAGGCUCAUGAGAGAAUCCACACAGGAGAGAAGCCUUACUCCUGCUCUCUGUGUAAUAGUAGCUUCCGCCAGUCAUCCACGUACCACCGUCACCUGAGGAAGUUCCACAAAUCAGAAUGAACGGUGGACCUUACUCACCAGAGACAGGUAGGGCUUCACUCAUCCUCAGUGUCUCAUCUGCACAUGAAGUAGCAUGUAGCUUCUCAGUAAUAGUUAACCAGUGAGGAUGAUUCAUUUAAUAUUUAGAUUGUUCCUUCCAUGUGUUGUCCCAUGCCAUUGGCAUGUGAAGUUAAAAAUGAAGUUUUUGUCUGUUUACUAAAGUUUUCCAAGUACCUAAAUACUGGCUGUUAUUGGAUUUCCCAGUAGUAAAUAAAGAUCUGUUUCUCUUGUU
This is a messenger RNA of Rattus rattus (black rat), 1920 nucleotides long. Its product is annotated as zinc finger and SCAN domain containing protein 4C-like. The record is from RefSeq and is a predicted model, not a curated record. Gene Ontology annotation, biological process: regulation of transcription by RNA polymerase II. The transcript is spliced from 4 exons. Lineage: Eukaryota; Metazoa; Chordata; Mammalia; Rodentia; Muridae. The coding region runs from base 138 to 1649 and encodes 503 amino acids. Gene Ontology annotation, molecular function: DNA-binding transcription factor activity, RNA polymerase II-specific; RNA polymerase II cis-regulatory region sequence-specific DNA binding.